AUGGAUACAUCUAGUGAUUUUAAUGAAACUGCAAGAAUUAAAUCAACUGAUAUGCCUGAAUCAAUGCAGAGUAUAGCAGUUGAUUGUUGUGCUGCUGCAUGUGAACGAUUUUCAGAGGAUAGAGAGAUAGCUAAGUAUAUUAAAAAAGAAUUUGAUAAACGUUUCGGUGGUACAUGGCAAUGUGUAGUUGGUAAAAGAUUUGGAUGUUAUGUAUCGCAUAAAGAGAAGAAUUUUAUAUACUUUCAUUUAAAAUUCAACGCUGUACUACUCUAUCAAGCCGUACAACAACAUCAAUCGUCAGCAACAGUAUCCUCAUGA
This is a messenger RNA of Trichobilharzia regenti, 318 nucleotides long. The record is from the annotation of a GenBank genome assembly. Lineage: Eukaryota; Metazoa; Platyhelminthes; Trematoda; Strigeidida; Schistosomatidae.